Messenger RNA from Penicillium bovifimosum, 3957 nucleotides. RefSeq lists its product as uncharacterized. Bases 1 to 3957 code for a protein of 1318 amino acids. Gene Ontology annotation, molecular function: 5-oxoprolinase (ATP-hydrolyzing) activity. Gene Ontology annotation, biological process: glutathione metabolic process. Gene Ontology annotation, cellular component: cytosol. The record is from RefSeq and is a predicted model, not a curated record. The transcript has 7 exons. NCBI's taxonomy places the organism in Eukaryota, Fungi, Ascomycota, Eurotiomycetes, Eurotiales, Aspergillaceae.
AUGUCUCCUCACAAACGAGAAGCUCCAAGCAUCAAGAUCGCUAUCGAUCGCGGUGGUACUUUCACCGAUUGUCUAGGAAUCAUUGAUGGACGCGAUGAAGAGGUCGUCGUCAAGCUGCUUUCGCAAGAUCCAGCAAAUUAUGCGGAUGCUCCGAUUGAGGGUAUCCGACGCAUACUGGAACAGGCAACAGGCAAGACCUUCCCUCGCGAUCAAAAACUCACAACCGCCGACUUUUCAAACGUGAGCAUUCGCAUGGGUACAACAGUCGCUACCAAUGCCUUACUUGAGCGGAAAGGAGAGCGACAUGCGCUCCUGAUUACAAAGGGAUUCAAAGAUGCUUUGCGCAUCGGAAACCAGUCUCGGCCGAAACUGUUUGCGCUGAAUAUACAGCGUCCUGAUGUGUUAUACGAGGACGUUGUGGAGAUCGAUGAGCGGGUCACAAUUGAGGAUUAUCAGCAAAACCCCACUCCAGACAAAGAGAGUCUUCAGAGAUCUCUGCAGUCAGAAGCCUGUUUGAAGAAGGGGGUCAGUGGAGAGGUGGUGCGUGUCUUGGAACCGCUCGAUGAGGCAAGCACAAGACAGAAUCUCCAGCAACUGUACGAGAAGGGCUAUCGCUCUAUCGCAGUCUGUUUGGUUCACUCGUACACAUUCCAAGAUCAUGAGCUUGCAAUUGAGAAGAUUGCACAAGAGAUUGGAUUCACGCAGAUCUCCCUGUCCAGUCAGCUGCUGCCUAUGAUCAAGAUGACAUCUCGCGGUGCUUCGGCUACUGCAGAUGCAUACUUGACGCCAGUCAUUCAACGCUAUAUUCAAGGCUUUCGCGAAGGAUUCAAAGAUGGACUCAGCUCUGCAGAUACACGCUGCGAGUUCAUGCAGAGUGAUGGCGGUCUAGCUAAUUUUGAAAAAUUCACUGGUCUGCGUGCAAUCCUGUCUGGCCCUGCGGGUGGUGUCGUGGGCUACGCCGGAACUUCUUUCGAUGAAACGGACAGAAAGCCUGUCAUCGGGUUUGAUAUGGGCGGUACUAGCACAGACGUCUCAAGGUAUGACGGAAAGUUGGAACACACAUUUGAGAAUACCAUUUCUGGCGUCACCGUGAUGGCACCCCAAUUAGACAUCAAUACAGUUGCUGCUGGCGGUGGAAGUAUUCUCUUCUGGCGACAUGGACUAUUCGCUGUCGGUCCUGAGUCCGCAGGUGCUCAUCCAGGACCAGCAUGCUACCGAAAGGGGGGCCCUUUGACAGUGACCGAUGCUAACCUCUUUCUCGGUCGCCUUCUUCCGGCAUACUUCCCUAAGAUCUUCGGUCCCAAUGAGAAUGAAGCUUUGGAUAUCGAGGUCACCCGGAAGAAGUUCACGGAACUCGCAGCUCAAAUCAACGCCGAGACUGGACAAAACAAGUCCCCAGAAGAGAUUGCACUUGGCUUCAUUCAAGUUGCCAAUGAGUCUAUGGCAAAGCCUAUCAGAGCCCUCACGGAAGCCCGGGGAUACGAUACUUCUGCACACAACUUGGCCUGCUUUGGUGGUGCUGGUGGACAACAUGCUUGCGCUAUUGCCUCUUCGCUAUCCAUUGGCACCGUCAUCAUUCACCGAUAUUCUUCUAUCCUCUCUGCAUACGGAAUGGCUCUUGCAGACGUCGUCCAUGAGUCACAAGAGCCUGCAUCUGGUGUACUAGAUGAGGCAGCUAUGAGGGGUGUCAGCGAGCGAAUUGCUGCGCUCAAGACUAAGGUCACUGAUGCUUUGACCGCGGACGGGAUUGAAGGAAAUCAAAUCCAGCAUGAAGUCUACCUCAACCUGCGAUAUCAGGGAACCGAUAACCUGUUGAUGGUGCUAGAGCCUGAACAUGGUGACUUCAUCGCUGAGUUCGUCAAAGAGCAUGAGCGCGAGUUCUCCUUCACAUUCCCAGGUCGCAACAUCCUCGUUGAGGAUAUCCGAGUCCGAGGUGUUGGGAAGGCUACCUCUAUCGCGCCAGAGGCGCCUCAACAAGAGCUCAAAUCAGUCGCUAAGAUGCCCGUGGGUUCAGAGAAGCAGGAUGAUUCAUGCCCUGUAUACUUCGCCAGCGUCGGUGAAGUGACAACGCCUGUCUUUUUUCUGGAUAAUAUGAAGCCUGGCUAUGUUCUUCGAGGACCCGCGAUGAUAAUCGACAAGACCCAGACCAUCGUUGUUGAGCCAAAUGCCACUGCAACAAUUCUGUCCCGACAUGUAAUUUUGGAUGUUCAGCCUUCCAAGAAGCAGACUGCUGAUGCAACCGUCGUGGAUCCUAUCAAACUGUCUAUCUUCGGCCAUCGAUUUAUGUCUGUUGCUGAUCAGAUGAGUCGCAUGUUCCAAAAGACCUCCGUUUCAACAAACAUCAAAGAGCGACUGGACUUUUCGUGUGCUGUGUUCUCUCCCGAUGGAAAACUGGUUGCGAAUGCACCGAAUGUGCCUGUGCACUUGGGAAGCAUGGAGUAUGCUGUCCGGUAUCAGCAUGAACGAUGUGGUGGUAAUCUGAAACCGGGCGAUCACAUUCUCACCAACCAUCCACUUGCUGGCGGGACCCAUCUGCCCGACAUCACCAUCAUCACCCCAGUCUGGGAUAAUGAGGGCAAGAAUAUCAUUUUCUAUGUAGCUUCCCGCGGUCACCAUGCUGAAAUUGGCGGCAUCGCCCCGGGCUCUAUGCCUUCGAACAGCAAGAUGCUCUAUGAAGAAGGUGCCAUGACAAUGGGCUUCAAGGUAGUAUCACAAGGCCGCUUUGACGAGGAAAUCGUCCGAAAGUUCCUAUAUGAUGAGCCCGCCUCGUAUCCUGGUUGCAGCGGCACACGAACUUACAAUGACAACGUCUCCGAUUUGAAGGCCGCCAUUGCAGCCAACCACAAGGGUGCACAGUUGCUAGAAGCGCUAGUGAUAGACAACACUUUGGAAGUAGUCCACUUCUACAUGGACGCAAUCAAGCGCAACGCAGAAGUCGCCGUCCGCGAUCUUCUCAAAUCCAUCGGACGCAAGAACCAAGGUGCGCCCCUUCGAUUCUCGGACUUCAUGGACGACGGCACCGAGAUCAGACUAGAAAUCCGCAUCGAUCCCGAGACCGGCUCUGCCGACUUCGACUUCACAGGCACUGGCCGGGAAACAUUCAAUUGUCUCAAUGCCCCCAAAGCCAUCGCCCAUUCAGCGAUCAUCUACAGUCUGCGGGCACUGAUUGAUGUUGACAUCCCACUCAACCAGGGCUGUCUUGCCCCGGUAAAUGUGAUCAUUCCCGAGGGUACACUUAUCAACCCCUCUGGCCAUGCCGCCGUCUGCGCGGGUAAUCCCAUUACCUCGCAGCGUAUUACGGAUGUUGUGCUGGGCGCAUUCAAUGCCUGCGCUGCCUCCCAGGGCUGCUGCAAUAUAAUUUCCUUCGGUAUGGGAGGCGUCGAUCCCAAGACGGGUAUCGAGAUACCUGGCUUCGGCGUUGGCGAGACUAUCUGCGGUGGCUCGGGUGCUGGUCCAACAUGGAACGGCACCUCUGGCGUGCAUGUCCACAUGACAAACACACGCAUCACAGAUGCGGAGGUCUACGAGCUGCGGUACCCGGUUAUUCUUCGCAGAUUCGGCAUCCGCGAGGGGUCUGGUGGUAAAGGUCGCUACCGUGGUGGUGAUGGGGUAAUCCGGGAACUGGAAUUCCGCAUGCCUCUUUCGGUGUCUAUGCUCAGUGAACGACGUGUGUAUCGCCCUUAUGGUUUAGCUGGAGGCGGCUCUGGAGAGGCGGGCUUGAAUCUUUACUUGAAAAAAGAGCUGGAUGGAACAGACAGAAUGAUCAAUAUCGGUGGCAAGAUGGAGCUGGUUGUUCAACCUGGCGAACGGAUUCUGAUUCAUACACCUGGCGGUGGUGGCUGGGGUCAAGUAUCCAAAGAAGUGGUGGCCAGCACCAGCCAGGAACGUGACUCGUCAAAUUUCGAGCCCCGAGGAAGUGUGCAUGCUUUCAGUAUUGCUGCCGAGGCUGCUACGUAA